Colius striatus (speckled mousebird) is the source of this 2205-nucleotide messenger RNA. RefSeq names its product interleukin 12 receptor subunit beta 1 (gene IL12RB1). NCBI's taxonomy places the organism in Eukaryota, Metazoa, Chordata, Aves, Coliiformes, Coliidae. Gene Ontology annotation, molecular function: protein binding. The record is from RefSeq and is a predicted model, not a curated record.
AUGGCUGAGCCGCUGCUGCAUCCCACCCGGCUGUGGGGAGCGGGACCCCCAGCACUGCCCUCUCCUGCAGGCACUGCCGCAGCCUCCAGUUUCUCCUGCUGGAAGUCGUGUGGCUCCCGCUCCUUCAGAUGCUCCUGGGCACCCCUCGGGCCCGCUGGCAACACCUCCUACCUCCUGACACUCUGCUACGUGACGCCCAGGCGGUGCCAGCAGUUCGAGGUGGGCUCCAGCACCUCGUACUCCCUGAUGCAUCGGCAAGUCUACGUCCUCACCAACGCCACGGCCUGGGUGGAGGCCCGCUGGGGGGGCCACAGGACCCCCAACCUCACGCUGUACCUUGACAAGGCUGUGAAGCCGGAUCCGCCUCGCACCGGGCUGCCCUUCAGCAGGAGCGGCGGGCGGCUGCGGCUCCGCGUGCCGUGGGCACCGUGUCGCCCCGGGGACCGGCCGCCGCGGCGGGAGGCUCGGUUCCGGAGCAGGGCUGAGCACCACUGGACUCAGGUGAUGUGUGAGACGGUGAGGGAUGAGGAUGACUCAGUGACCUGCACCCUGGGGGCACACGGUGCCUUUGAGGUCCAGCUCCGGCACAAACCCCCACACUGGAGCAGCUACUGGAGUGACUGGAGCAGCUCCAUCUUUGUUCCUGAGGAAAUCCUGGAGAGCCCUGCCCUGAGCUACCAGCUGGGACAACUGGGCAGAGAUGGGCAGCGGGUGCUGAGGCUGGGCUGGCAGCAAGCCCCUGAGGAGCAAGGGAACGUCACCUACACGCUGCGUGCCCGCAUGGCGGCGUGCCGCUGUGCUGAGCUGCCCAAGGAGGACGCUGUGGUGCUGGGGAGGGAGGUGACAGCUCACAACCUCACCCUCUCCGGGGCAGAGUACGAAAUCCUGCUGACGGCUGCCAACGCUGUUGGGCCGGGGCCGGCGCGGCAGCUCCUGGUGCCAGCAGAGCACCAUGCAGGUACCUGCCCCACGGGAAGGGAUGCUGGCCAUCCCUCACACCCCUUGUUUCAUCCAGAUUUUGGCUUCAAGGACAUCAGCGUGGCCGGCAGCGCCGUGACGGCGCAGUGGGAAGCACCGAGCCCCGGCUCCAUCUACUGCUUCGAGCAGCAGCUGCUGCAGGAAGCCCCAAACCAGGGCAACUGCACCCCAGGGGACUUCCCUGCCCAGAGCAUCCAUGAGGAGAGAGGAGUGUUGGCAGUGCCGGGCUGUUACCGCCUGGCCGUGCACGGCUGGGCCCCGGCGCGGGGCUGGGCCACCUUGGCCCUGCGGCACCACUACGCCAGCAACGCUUCUCUGGCCGUGCCCAUCCGCAUCAACGCCAGCGCCGGCGAUGCCGCCGUCACCCUGCGCUGGAGCCCGUCCCCCCGCGCCGCCUGUCCCGGGGCACUGGCCAAGUACCUCAUCUGUCACGCAGCCGAGGGGGACAGAGUGACGUAUGGUGAAGCAGCCGCCGUGGCAUCACACUACACCCUCCCGGCCCUCCGGCCCGGCACAGCCUACAGGGUGGGCGUGUGGGAGGUGACGGCGCAGAGCAGGGGCACCUGCAGUGCCCGCUGGCACUUCCAGACCGAGGCACUGGUUUCCCAGGGAGCAGCAUGGAAAUCCAACCUGAAGUACAUGGGCAUCUUUCUCUGUCUCCCCAUCCUGGCUGCUGUCUACCAGCUGAACAAAAAGAGGACUCGCCACCUCCUUUUCCCACCCCUGCCCAAACCCGUGGGCAGCAAAGCCAUCCAGUUUGCCACCAGUGAAGUGAGCCAGGUGAGAUGUAAGCCCUGGCUGGGCUUCGUGGAGCCCUCGGAGAGAUUCAGCCCAGCAGAGCUGCUAAUGACAGAGCCGAAUCCCAGCAAGGAGACGACCGGCAGCAGCACAUGGCCUGGCACACGUUCUGGCACACCACAGCCCGCCGGUGCUGUGGCUGACAAGCUGGCAGUGCUGUGCCCACCAUGCUGCCAGGAGCUGCCCUUUGCCUACCGCAGGCAGGAGCUGCUGAGCCCAGUGGGGUCUACACUGCCAGUCAGCACCAGCCACCCACCCAGUGAGGAGGAAGAGGAGGAGGAGGAGGAGGAGGAGGAGGGGAGGCAGGGAGUGCAGCAGCCGCUGAUCCCCAUUGCCUUGCUCAUCUCUGACAAACCUGUCAUCAUCAGGGACGUACCUCCAGAGAAGUUGGUGCUGUAGCCGUGACCAGAGUGGGGGCAGUGGGGAUGG